Messenger RNA from Rubroshorea leprosula, 1025 nucleotides. The record is from the annotation of a GenBank genome assembly. Lineage: Eukaryota; Viridiplantae; Streptophyta; Magnoliopsida; Malvales; Dipterocarpaceae.
UUGGAUCAUUAUUUUUGUUUUAGGUUUCAAGAUUUAUAUCAUUUGGAGGCUAGUUCCUGUACAAGAGAGUGAACCGUGUAGAUAAUUUUGUUUUACAAAGCCAGAGUGAUACUGCUUUAUUUUUAAAAAAUAGGGAAGAAUUUUUGGUGUGUAAAUGUAAGGUUCAGUUGACAUUCUACUUCACAAGAAACAUCUCAAAUUUCAGAAAGUGGAAUAUAUAAGAAAACAAGCGUGAAGAUGAUAGCACAUUGAAUGAAGGUGGAGCUAAGAUUUCUAUUUUAGGUACAAACUAAAGGAGAUUUUCUCAGAGUGGAGUCUAAGGUUCAGAUUUUGGAAUGAUUACCCCAUAUGCUGCACAGGUGCUAUAGAGUGUACCAUGUUGUCAGUUGUAUCAUUACUUUAGGUUUCCAUCCUGUUGACAAACUGACCAAUACAUGGAUUGUUUGCUCUUAUAAAUUUCAACUAUGUUUUGGUUGACUUACAAAAGAUGUUGAGAAGCAAUGAGGAUAUAAACUGGGAAAUUGAUGUUUUGAGACCAUGUUGCACCCACUCUCCUAGUGUUGGUGCCAGGGCUUGUGAUGGACUUUGGAAGGUGUCGAUGUCUGGGAAGUCAAAACCUAAUGACCAAGUGGAGGAAGAAAGAGUUGGUACUGUAGCAAAAUAUUGGCACCUAUUUCUCAAGGCUCAAGGAUCGAUCAUGUCUAGACCUCAGCUGACGACGGUCACUUGUGGUUUAUACAUGGUGUCAACACUCAGAACUCAAGUGUUGAGACCUUUAGUUGCUGACAGCCUGACAGCCUUUUUAUGUAUGUUAUACUUGUACCCAUACAUUAUAUGCUGAUCAUCUUUAUAGGGGAUGAUUUUGAUCUGGACUAUGUCCCAAGGUUUUUUCUGAUUUGGGUUUUCCAAGUAAAAAUUUUGGUGUUGAUUCUCUUUACUUUUCCGCAAUUACUUUUGGGGAUUUGAUUACUAGUGGUUAGUAACAAUGUCUUACUGUGUUUCCUUAAUAAGUUUACAGAGAUGGA